AUGGUGACUGGCGGCGGCGCUGCUCCUCCCGGGACUGUCACUGAGCCGCUUCCCAGUGUGAUUGUGCUGAGCGCAGGCAGGAAGAUGGCGGCUGCCGCGGCCUCGGGCCCCGGCAGCUCCUCCUCGGCGGCUGCGGCUGCGGCUGCGGCUGCAGCAGCGGCGGCAGGGGCUGGGGCCGGGGUUUCCGAGUGGCUAGUGUUGCGGGACGGCUGCAUGCGCUGCGACGCCGAUGGGCUGCACAGCCUCUCCUAUCACCCGGCGCUCAACGCCAUCCUGGCCGUCACCAGCCGCGGGACCAUCAAAGUCAUCGACGGCACCUCGGGGGCCACCUUACAGGCCUCGGCGCUUAGCGCCAAACCAGGUGGACGGGUGAAAUGUCAGUAUAUAUCUGCUGUGGAUAAAGUUAUCUUUGUGGAUGAUUAUGCAGUAGGGUGUAGGAAAGACCUUAAUGGGAUCUUGUUGCUAGACACUGCUCUGCAAACUCCUGUUUCAAAGCAAGAUGAUGUAGUUCAGCUUGAAUUACCAGUUACAGAGGCCCAGCAACUUUUAUCUGCUUGUAUAGAAAAGGUAGAUGUUUCUUCUUCUGAAGGGUAUGACUCGUUCAUCACACAGUUGAAAGAUGGACUAAAAAAUACAUCUCAUGAGACUGCAGCUAAUCAUAAAGUUGCUAAGUGGGCUACAGUUACGUUUCAUCUUCCUCAUCAUGUGUUGAAGUCUGUUGCCAGUGCCAUUGUAAAUGAACUCAAGAAAAUAAAUCAAAAUGUUGCUGCCUUACCUGUAGCCUCUUCAGUGAUGGACAGGCUGUCUUACCUCUUACCUAGUGCAAGGCCUGAACUUGGAGUGGGUCCAGGUCGAUCUGUAGACAGGUCACUGAUGUACAGUGAAGCUAACAGACGGGAGACAUUCACCUCAUGGCCUCAUGUUGGAUAUAGGUGGGCACAGCCAGAUCCCAUGGCUCAAGCUGGCUUUUAUCACCAGCCUGCCUCAUCUGGAGAUGACAGAGCCAUGUGUUUUACUUGUAGUGUAUGUCUCGUUUGUUGGGAGCCUACUGAUGAACCUUGGUCUGAACAUGAGAGACAUUCCCCAAACUGCCCAUUUGUGAAAGGUGAACACACGCAGAAUGUACCCUUGUCAGUUACGCUUGCAACGAGUCCAGCACAAUUUCCCUGUACUGAUGGCACUGACAGAAUAUCCUGCUUUGGGUCUGGAAGCUGUCCUCAUUUUCUAGCUGCUGCAACAAAACGAGGAAAGAUCUGCAUAUGGGAUGUUUCCAAACUUAUGAAGGUGCACUUAAAGUUUGAAAUUAAUGCAUAUGAUCCAGCAAUUGUACAACAGCUUGUCUUAUUGGGAGAACCAAGUUCAGGAGUUGAUUCAAGGAGACCAACAUUAGCUUGGCUGGAAGAUUCGUCUAGCUGCUCAGAUAUACCAAAAUUGGAAGGAGACAGUGAUGACUUACUGGAGGAUUCAGACAGUGAAGAGCAUUCCAGAUCAGAAUCAGUGACAGGGCAUACAUCACAGAAGGAAGCCAUGGAAGUAAGCCUUGAUAUAACAGCUCUCAGCAUCCUCCAGCAGCCAGAGAAGCUUCAGUGGGAAAUUGUGGCAAAUGUCCUUGAAGAUACUGUUAAGGAUCUUGAAGAACUUGGGGCAAAUCCCUGUGUAGCAAACUGUAAGAGUGAAAAGACAAAAGAAAAGCACCUGGAACAACACAACAUUCCCUUUCCAUGUUUAUUAGCUGGGGGAUUAUUGACAUAUAAAUCUCCUGCUACCUCUCCCAUUAGCAGUAACUCUCACAGGUCACUGGAUGGUGUAAGCAGGACUCAGGGUGAAAAUAUAUCAGAACAAGGGUCAACAGAUAAUGAAUCCUGCAACAAUUCAGAACUAAAUUCCCCUCUGGUAAGGAGGACUUUACCCAUCUUGCUACUCUAUAGCAUUAAAGAAUCUGAUGAAAAAGCAGGAAAAAUAUUUUCACAGAUGAACAAUAUUAUGAGUAAAAGUUUACAUGAUGACGGUUUUACGGUUCCUCAGAUUAUUGAAAUGGAGCUGGAUAGUCAGGAGCAGUUGCUAUUGCAGGAUCCUCCUGUGACUUACAUUCAGCAGUUUGCAGAUGCGGCGGCCAACCUUACCUCUCCAGACUCUGACAAGUGGAACUCUAUGUUUCCCAAGCCUGGGACUUUGGUUCAGUGCUUGCGGCUGCCAAAGUUUGCAGAGGAGGAGAACCUUUGUGUAGACUCUAUCACUCCUUGUGCAGACGGAGUUCAUUUGUUAGUGGGCCUGAGGACAUGCCCUGUUGAAUCCCUGAGUGCAAUAAAUCAAGUAGAGGCCUUGAAUAAUUUAAAUAAAUUAAACUCAGCACUAUGUAACAGAAGGAAAGGUGAGCUGGAAUCUAAUCUUACAGUGGUGAAUGGCACAAAUAUCAGUGUAAUCCAACAUGAAUCACCAGCAGAUGUACAAACUCCUUUAAUAAUUCAGCCUGAGCAGAGAAGUGUUAGUGGUGGAUAUUUAGUGCUUUAUAAAAUGAACUAUGCCACUCGGAUUGUGACUUUGGAGGAAGAGCCAAUAAAAAUCCAGCAUAUCAAAGAUCCCCAGGACACAAUUACCUCGCUUAUAUUGCUUCCACCAGAUAUACUGGAUAAUCGAGAGGAUGAUUGUGAGGAGCCUGUAGAAGAAAUGCAGCUAACCUCAAAGAAUGGCAGUGAGAGAGAAAAAAAGUCUGAUAUUUCUACUCUGGGACAUUUGGUAAUAACUACUCAGGGAGGAUAUGUAAAAAUAAUAGAUCUUUCAAACUUUGAAAUUUUGGCCAAAGUGGAGCCUCCUAAAAAGGAGGGCACUGAGGAACAGGACAUGUUCGUCUCUGUCAUAUACUGCUCAGGCACAGACAGGCUGUGUGCAUGCACUAAAGGGGGAGAGCUUCAUUUCCUCCAAAUUGGAGGAACUUGUGAUGACAUUGAUGAAGCUGAUAUACUUGUGGAUGGAUCCCUUUCUAAAGGAGUUGAACAGUCACUAGAAGGUACCAAGCCUUUAUCUAAUCCUUCAAGUCCUGGUAUUUCAGGAGUUGACCUUUUGGUGGACCAGCCAUUUACUCUUGAAACUAUGACAUCUUUAGUGGAACUAACCCGUUUUGAGACCUUAACUCCACGGUUUUCUGCUACUGUUCCUCCUUGCUGGGUGGAAGUUCAGCAGGAACAGCAGCAAAGACGACAUCCUCAGCAUUUACAUCAGCAGCACCAUGGAGAUGCAGCUCAGCAUACUCGAACUUGGAAACUACAAACUGAUAGCAACAGCUGGGAUGAACAUGUGUUUGAACUUGUCUUGCCUAAAGCUUGUAUGGUUGGGCAUGUGGACUUUAAAUUUGUUUUGAAUUCAAAUAUCACCAACAUACCACAGAUACAAGUGACUUUACUGAAAAACAAAGCUCCAGGCUUAGGAAAAGUCAGUGCUCUUAAUAUUGAAGUUGAGCAAAAUGGGAAGCCUUCUCUGGUUGAACUCAAUGAAGAAAUACAGCACAUGGAUGUAGAAGAAUCACAGUGUCUUAGAUUAUGUCCUUUUUUAGAAGAUCAUAAAGAAGACAUUUUAUGUGGCCCUGUGUGGCUGGCUAGUGGCCUUGAUUUAUCAGGACAUGCUGGGAUGCUGACAUUAACAAGUCCUAAGCUUGUUAAAGGCAUGGCAGGAGGAAAAUACCGCUCCUUUUUAAUUCAUGUCAAAGCAGUGAAUGACAGAGGAACAGAAGAGAUUUGUAAUGGUAGCAUUCGCCCUGUGGUAAGAAUCCCAUCUCUGAAACCUCAGAGUAACAAGGGACAUUCACUUGCUUCACUACUGGCAAAAGUUGCAGCAGGCAAGGAAAAAUCAUCUACCACGAAGAGUGAAACUGGUGGUUCCUCAAGAAAAUCAGAAAACCUCAGGGGCUGUGAUUUGUUACAAGAGGUUUCAGUCACUAUUCGUAGAUUUAAGAAAACUUCAAUUUCAAAAGAAAGGGUACAACGAUGUGCCAUGUUACAGUUUUCAGAGUUUCACGAGAAACUCCUUAACACACUCUGCAGAAAAUCAGAUGAUGGUCUCACUACAGAACAUGCACAGAGCCUUGUGUUGGAUACCUUAUGCUGGUUGGCUGGAGUCCAUUCAAAUGGACCUGGAAGCUCAAAGGAAGGAAAUGAGAGCUUGCUUUCCAAGACACGUAAAUGUCUUUCUGACAUAGUACGUGUUUGCUUCUUUGAGGCAGGACGAAGCAUAGCCCAUAAGUGCGCCCGAUUCUUAGCAUUAUGCAUAAGCAAUGGCAAAUGUGACCCAAGUCAACCAGGAUUUGGAUCUGUUCUGUUGAAGGCUUUACUUGAUAAUAUGCCACUUUUACCUGCAGCUGCUACUGGGGGAUCUGUGUAUUGGUAUUUUGUCUUGUUGAAUUACGUUAAAGAUGAGGAUUUGGCUGGCUGCAGUACUGCUUGUGCGUCUUUGCUCACUGCUGUGUCGAAGCAGUUACAGGAAAGGUUAACACCGAUGGAGGCUUUACUUCAAACCAGAUAUGGGUUAUAUAGCUCACCAUUUGAUCCAGUUCUCUUUGAUUUGGAGAUGAGUGGCUCUUCUUGUAAAAAUGUGUACAAUAGCAGUAUUGGUGUACAGUCAGAUGAAAUUGAUCUCUCAGAUGUCCUUUCAGGGAAUGGCAAGGUUAGUAGCUGCACAGCUGCUGAGGGUAGUUUUACUUCUCUGACUGGACUCCUUGAAGUUGAACCUCUGCACUUUUCGUGUGUUUCAACCAGUGAUGGAACAAGGAUAGAAAGGGAUGAUGCAAUGAGUUCCUUCGGGGUUACCCCCGCAGUAGGUGGCCUCUCCUCGGGGACCGUUGGGGAAGCUUCGACCGCCCUGAGUUCAGCAGCCCAGGUAGCUUUGCAGUCUCUCUCUCAUGCAAUGGCUUCAGCUGAGCAACAGCUCCAGGUGCUGCAAGAGAAACAGCAGCAGCUUUUGAAGCUUCAGCAACAGAAAGCAAAGUUGGAAGCCAAAUUACAUCAGACUACAGCAGCAGCUGCAGCAGCAGCAUCAGCAGUAGGUCCUGUUCACAACUCUGUGCCUUCUAAUCCAGUGGCAGCACCAGGAUUUUUCAUUCAUCCAUCUGAUGUUAUUCCACCUACUCCAAAAACAACACCACUCUUCAUGACUCCACCACUAACUCCACCAAAUGAAGCUGUGUCUGUUGUGAUCAAUGCAGAACUUGCACAACUCUUUCCAGGCUCAGUUAUUGAUCCUCCCACAGUCAAUCUUGCUGCACAUAAUAAAAAUACAAACAAGUCUAGAACGACUCCACUUGGAACUGGCCUUGCUCUAGCAAUUUCUCAUGCUUCACAUUUCCUACAACCUCCACCCCAUCAGUCUAUUAUUAUAGAGCGAAUGCAUUCAGGAGCAAGGAGAUUUGUGACCUUAGAUUUUGGCAGACCUGUACUCUUGACUGAUGUAUUGAUUCCCACUUGUGGAGACUUGGCCUCUUUAUCAAUUGACAUCUGGACAUUAGGAGAAGAGGUGGAUGGAAGGCGAUUGGUAGUCGCUACAGAUAUUAGCACCCAUUCACUAAUUCUUCACGACUUAAUACCACCUCCAGUAUGCAGAUUUAUGAAGAUCACUGUCAUUGGUCGAUAUGGCAGUACAAAUGCUAGAGCAAAAAUCCCAUUAGGAUUUUAUUAUGGUCACACUUAUAUCUUGCCAUGGGAGAGUGAACUGAAGUUAAUGCAUGAUCCUUUAAGAGGAGAAAGUGAAUCUUCAAAUCAACCAGAAAUUGAUCAGCAUUUAGCAAUGAUGAUUGCCUUGCAAGAAGACAUACAAUGCAGGUACAAUUUAGCUUGUCAUAGACUGGAAACCCUUUUGCAGAGUAUUGAUCUUCCUCCUCUCAACAGUGCCAAUAAUGCACAGUAUUUUUUGCGAAAGCCAGAUAAGGCAGUUGAAGAAGACACUAGAGUAUUUUCGGCCUAUCAGGACUGUAUUCAGUUGCAGCUUCAACUCAAUUUGGCUCAUCAUGCCGUACAAAGGCUCAAAGUAGCAUUAGGUGCAAGCAGAAAGACCUUGAGAGAACUUCCUGAAGCUAAAGAUUUAAUUCAGAUGUCCUCCACUGAGCAAUUACGCACAAUCAUCAGAUAUCUCCUGGAUACUUUACUUAGUCUCCUUCAUUCUUCCAAUGGACACUCAGUCCCUGCGGUUUUACAAAACACAUUUCAUGCUCAGGCAUGUGAAGAGCUAUUUAAACAUCUCUGCAUCAGUGGAACCCCAAAGAUACGUUUACACACUGGUCUUCUCCUCGUUCAGCUCUGUGGUGGUGAAAGAUGGUGGGGGCAAUUUCUUUCCAAUGUUCUUCAGGAAUUGUACAAUUCAGAGCAACUUCUUAUCUUUCCACAAGACAGGGUUUUCAUGUUGCUUUCCUGCAUUGGCCAAAGAUCACUUAGUAACAGUGGAGUCUUGGAAAGCUUGCUUAAUCUCCUGGAUAAUUUACUGUCACCUCUUCAACCGCAUUUGCCCAUGCAUAGACACACAGAAGGAGUAUUGGAUAUUCCCAUGAUCAGUUGGGUUGUAAUGCUGGUGUCCAGAUUGCUAGAUUAUGUUGCAACCAUUGAAGAUGAGGCAGCAACUGCCAAGAAACCUUUGAAUGGUAAAGAAAGGGAGAGGUUUUUGACAGGUCACCAGUGGAGUUUCAUUAACAACAGUCUGCAUACUCAAAGCCUAAAUCGAUCUUCCAAAGGCAACAGUAGUCUUGAUAGAUUAUAUUCCAGAAAGAUCAGAAAGCAACUUGUUCAUCAUAAACAGCAACUUAAUUUAUUAAAAUCAAAACAGAAGGCUUUGGUGGAACAGAUGGAAAAAGAGAAAAUACAAAGCAACAAAGGAUCAUCGUACAAACUUUUGGUAGAGCAGGCAAAACUAAAGCAGGCUACAUCAAAGCACUUUAAAGAUUUAAUUCGUUUACGUCGCACUGCGGAAUGGCCUCGCUCUACAUUAGACACAGAAGUCUCAACCACAAAAGAAAGCCCAGAGAUCGAACCCCUUCCGUUUACUCUGGCCCAUGAACGUUGCAUCUCUGUUGUGCAGAAACUUCUGCUCUUUCUGUCCAUGGAUUUUACUUGUCAUGCAGAUCUCCUUUUGUUUAUUUGUUCUUGCAAGAUUGCAAAUGCCACUCGACCAACAAUUCAUUUGUGUGAAAUUGUAAAUGAAGCUCAACUUGAAAGACUCUUAUUACUUAUGGUUGGAACUGACUUUAAUAGAGGAGAUAUAUCUUGUGGUGCUUGGGCUCAGUAUUCCUUGAGUUGUAUGCUACAGGACUCUUAGCGGGUAACUGUUGUGACUUUAUCCAUAGGCGAGUUGUUAGCACCAGUUGCUGCUGAAGCUAUGGAAGAAGGGGCAGUGGGAGAAGAUGUAGAGACAACAACUGGGGAUUCUGAUGAUUCUCUUCAGCAGUCUUCAGUUCAGUUGCUAGAAACUAUUGAUGAACCUCUGACACAUGAUAUCACAGGUGCUCCUCCUCUUUCAUCUUUGGAAAAAGAUAAAGAAAUUGACCUUGAUAUUUACAAGAUCUGAUGGAGUUGACAUUGAUCCUUAGAUAUUGAUUUGGAAAAAGAUCCUCUUGCAGCCAAAGUCUUCAAGCCUAUAAGCAGCACGUGUAUGAUAUUGGGGUGCUGAUUAAUGGCACCUACAAUUAAUAACCCUUACAUCGGAGGUCUUGGAAUCCCUGUAGCAAAACCACAGCAACAACAGAAAAAAUAUGGAUCACAGACUGUGAGUGUGUCGGUUUUCCGUCAACUCUGGAUGCCCGUUCUAGAGGUUGGACUUGAACAGCAAGCAGAGCUCAUGUAAAUGAUGUCUACUUUGGAAGCAGAUUCUAUUUUACAGGCAUUAACAAACACAUCGCCAACAUUUUCCCAGUCUCCCUCUGGAACAGAUGAUUCAUUAUUAAGGGGGUUUCAGGCAGCCAACCAGGCCAAUCAGCUGAUAAUACAAUUGUCCUCCAUCCCUAUGCUGAGUAAUUGCUUCAACAAACUUUUUUCCAUGCUUCAAGUUCAUCAUGUUCAGUUGGAGUCCCUUCUACAAUUAUGGCUUACAUUAAGUCUAAACUCUAAUUCUUCUGGGAAUAAAGAACAUGGAGCUGACAUUUUCUUAUAUAAUGCUAAUCGGACACCUGUCAUAUCUUUGAAUCAAGCAUCAAUAACUAGCUUCUUAACAGUAUUGGCAUGGUAUCCCAAUACUUUACUCCGGACAUGGUGCCUAGUGCUUCAUAGCCUAACACUCAUGACAAACAUGCAGCUUAACUCUGGUCCAAGCAAUGCUAUAGGAGCUCAGGAAAGUACUGCCCAUCUACUGGUCUCAGAUCCUAAUCUUAUUCAUGUCUUAGUAAAAUUUCUUUCAGGAACUAGUCCUCAUGAACAAAUCAACACAGGUCCCAAGGUUGGGCCAACAGCUACACAAGCUAUGCAAGAAUUUCUUACAAGGUUACAAGUGCAUCUUUCUUCAACAUGUCCUCAGAUAUUUAGUGAAUUUUUGCUAAAGCUAGUUCAUAUACUUUCAACAGAGAGGGGUGCUUUUCAGACAGGCCAAGGGCCUCUGGAUGCGCAAGUGAAGCUCUUAGAAUUCACACUAGGACCAAAAUUUUGAAGUCGUUUCGUCAGCAUUAUUUCUGCAGUUAUUGAAUCCAUCACAUUUCUAGUACAUCAUUAUAUCACUUGCUCUGAUAAAGUGGUGUCUCGGAGUGGAUCAGACAGUUCAGUAGGUGCUCGUGCAUGUUUCGGAGGACUCUUUGCCAACAUAAUUCGUCCAGGUGAUGCCAAAGCUGUAUGUGGAGAAAUGACAAGGGAUCAGCUUAUGUUUGAUUUAUUAAAACUGGUCAAUAUUCUGGUACAGUUACCCCUUUCAACUAAUAGAGAAUACAGUGCUCGAGCUCCAGUGGCUACUAGUACUACAGACAGUGUUUCAGAUGAAGAAAAAGUCUCGGGAGGCAAGGAUGGCAAUGGAAGCAGUUCCAGUAACCAAGGUUCCACAGCCUAUGUGGCUGACUUAGUGUUGGCCAAUCAACAAAUUAUGAGCCAGAUUUUGUCUGCUUUGGGCCAGUGUAAUAGCAGUGCAAUGGCAAUGAUAAUUGGUGCAAGUGGCUUACACCUCACCAAACAUGAAAAUUUUCAUGGUGGAUUAGAUGCAAUAUCAGUUGGGGAUGGCUUAUUCACCAUACUCACUACUCUGAGCAAAAAAGCUACUACAGUACAGGUCAUGUUGCAACCAAUUCUUACAUAUAUGGCUUGUGGCUAUAUGGGAAGACAAGGCUCUCUUGCUACUUGCCAGUUAUCUGAACCACUAUUGUGGUUCAUUUUGAGAGUCCUGGAUACCAGUGAAGCCUUAAAAGCAUUUCAUGACAUGGGAGGUGUUCAGCUUAUUUGCAACAACAUGGUCACCAGUACCAGAGCUAUUGUAAAUACAGCAAGAAGCAUGGUGUCAACAAUUAUGAAAUUUCUUGAUUCUGGGCCCAGUAAGGCCACUGACAGUAGUUUGAAAGCAAGAGUACUAGCUUCUGAACCUGAUAACGCAGAAGGGAUCCACAACUUUGCACCUUUGGGGACUAUUACGUCUAGUAGCCCUACUGCCCAGCCUGCAGAAGUGUUGCUUCAGGCUACUCCACCUCAUAGAAGAGCUCGCUCUGCUGCAUGGUCUUACAUAUUUUUGCCAGAGGAGGCCUGGUGUGACCUGACCAUCCACCUUCCAGCUGCUGUCCUUAUAAAAGAGAUACACAUCCAACCCCACCUUGCAUCUCUUGCAACUUGCCCUUCUUCAGUAUCUGUUGAAGUGAGUGCAGAUGGGGUUAAUAUGCUACCUUUAUCUUCCCCUGUGGUUACCAGUGGUCUCACCUACAUAAAAAUCCAGCUUGUUAAGCCAGAAGUGGCCUCUGCUGUUUGUCUUAGACUACACCGCCCACGAGAUGCCAGCACCUUGGGUCUUUCUCAGAUUAAAUUACUAGGCCUCACAGCAUUUGGAAAUACUUCAUCAGCAACAGUUAACAAUCCUUUUCUUCCAUCUGAAGAUCAGGUGUCUAAAACAAGUAUUGGUUGGUUACGGUUAUUACAUCACUGCCUUACUCACAUAAGUGAUCUGGAAGGAAUGAUGGCAAGUGCUGCUGCACCCACUGCUAAUCUUCUCCAGACAUGUGCGGCCUUACUGAUGUCACCAUACUGUGGUAUGCAUUCACCUAACAUUGAAGCUGUGCUUGUUAAAAUAGGCCUGCAGUCCACUAAAAUUGGAUUAAAGCUGAUAGAAAUUCUUCUAAAAAAUUGUGCAUCAUGCAGUGAUCCUACAGGUGAGAAUUUUGCUUUAUCCAUUUUUUCUCCCCUUUACUAUUUCGGAAACCUUAAUGGUUUAUCUUCUGACUCUACAAUAGACAUUCUUUACCAGCUUGGAACUACCCAAGAAUCCUGUGGACAAAGAGACAGAAUUCAGGCUUUGUUGAAGUGGGUCAGUGAUUCUGCAAGAGUAGCAGCUGUGAAAAGAAGUGGAAGGAUGAGCUAUGGUUGUCCCAGCACAUCAACAAGAGAGUAUGGUCUCUUGAUGCCAUCUCCCUCUCAUUUGCACUGCGUGGCAGCAAUUUUAUGGCAUAGCUAUGAACUACUUGUGGAAUAUGAUUUACCAGCACUCCUGAACAGAGAGCUCUUUGAGUCACUUUUUAAUUGGUCUAUGUCUCUUCCUUGCAACAUGGUUUUGAAGAAAGCUGUUGACAGUCUUCUUUGCUCAAUGUGUCAUAUACACCCAAAUUAUUUUUCCUUGCUUAUGGCCUGGAUGGGAAUUACUCCUCCUCCAUUACAGUGUCACCAUAGACUUUCCAUGACUGAUGAUAGUAAAAAACAGGACCUCAGUUCAUCUUUAACAGAUGACUCAAAAAACGCACAAGCACCUCUUGCACUAACUGAGUCUCACCUGGCAACUCUUGCUGCAUCCUCUCAAUCUCCAGAGGCUAUCAAACAAUUAUUAGACUCAGGAUUACCCUCACUUCUUGUAAGGAGCCUGGCUAGUUUCUGUUUUAACCACAUUUCUAGCUCUGAUUGCACUUCUCCAUCAGUGGAUGUUACCCAAGACAAACUCAGGAGACACCACGUUCCACAGCACUUUAAUAAGAUGCCCAUCACAGCAGACCUUGUUGCACCUGUUCUCAGGUUCUUGACAGAAGUUGGCGGUAGCCACAUUAUGAAAGACUGGCUUGGUGGUUCUGAAGUCAACCCUUUAUGGACAGCUCUUCUGUUCUUACUAUGUCAUUCUGGUGCCACUUCAGGAGGACACAGUUCAGGAGUGCCACAAACUAGUUCAAGGUCUACUUUGCUCUCCUCAGCUUCUGCAACAGGAUUAACCACCCAGCAACGGACUGCAAUUGAGAAUGCCACAGUGGCAUUCUUUUUACAGUGCAUUUCUUGUCACCCUAAUAACCAGAGGCUAAUGGCUCAGGUUCUUUGUGAACUUUUUCAAUCAUCCCCUCAACGAGGGAACCUUCCAACAUCUGGAAACAUUUCAGGGUUUAUAAGACGCCUCUUUUUGCAGUUGAUGCUAGAAGAUGAGAAAGUGACAAUGUUUCUUCAGUCACCAUGCCCACUAUACAAAGGAAGAAUAAAUGCCACUAGCCAUGUGAUCCAGCAUCCAAUGUAUGGAGCAGGGCACAAGUUUCGUACCCUUCAUCUGCCUAUUUCAACACCUUAGCAGAAGUUUCUUGAUAGAGUAUCAGACACCCCAAGUAUCACUGCUAAACUAAUUAAUGAACAGAAAGAUGACAGAAAGAAAAACCAUGAAGAGAAAGAAAAAGUUAAGGCAGAGAAUGGAUUUCAGGACAAUUAUAGUGUUGUUGUUGCCUCUGGCUUGAAAUCCCAGUCUAAACGAGCUGUAUCAUCCACACCACCGUCGUCCCCCGUCGAGGAAGGAAGAACAAUGCCAGAUAAGUAGGUAGCACUUCAUCAGGAACAGAGGUCUUCCAGCAAAACCAUUACUGUUCCCGUUUUUCAUCUAUACCACAAACAUUUGGCCGGCCAACCACUGCCUGCAGAGAUGACCCUUGCCCAGCUUUUAACUCUGCUUUAUGACCGGAAGCUCCCUCAAGGAUACCGUUCAAUUGAUUUAACUGUUAAAUUGGGCUCUAAAGUUAUCUCAGACCCAAGUCUUUCAAAAACAGAUUCUUUUAAAAGACUCCAUACUGAGAAAGAUCAUGUUGACUUACUAGGGAGCUGUCCAGAAGAUGAAAUUAUCACUCCAAAUGAUGAAUGUAUGGAAGCUGUGUUAGAUGAAUCUUUUCUUGAAACCUGCCCUAUUCAGUCACCAUUGCAAGUAUUUGCAGGAAUGGGUGGAUUGGCUCUCAUUGCAGAGAGAUUGCCCAUGCUAUAUCCAGAUGUAAUUCAGCAAGUUAGUGCCCCAGUAGUUACAUCUACUACUCAAAAGCCAAAGGGACAGCGUAUGCAGUUUGAAUGGGUAGACAUUGAACAUUCAGGAGAAUUGGUGUAUGAAGCUCCAGAAAACUUGCUGCUGAAGCCUCCACCAAUUAAGUCAACAGAGACAAGGUCUCCCAUACCAGCUCAUUCUUUAGGCUUUGGAUUGUUUCUCCGUCUGCCUGGUUAUGCUGAGGUGUUAUUAAAAGAGAGAAAACAUGCCCAGUGUCUACUUCGAUUGGUAUUAGGAGUAACAGAUGAUGGAGAAGGAAGUCAUAUCUUACAGUCUCCUUCAGCCAAUGUGCUUCCAACUCUUCCAUUCCAUGUAAUUGCGCAGUUUAUUAGCUCCACACCAUUGACUACUGAUGAUGGUGUACUCCUAAGGCGAAUGGCACUGGAAAUUGGAGCUGUCCAUCUGAUCCUUGCUUGCCUCUCUGCCCUAAGCCAUCAUGCUCCAAGAGUUCCUAAUUCUAAUCUCAAUCAAUCAGAGCCCCCAGUAUCAAGUACACAUAACAAUGCAUCAACAGAAGAGCAGCAGCUUUACUGGGCUAAAGGGACUGGCUUUGGAACAGGUUCUACAGCUUCUGGAUGGGAUGUGAACAGCUUUAACUAACAAAGACUGGAGGAAGAACAUGUCACCUGUCUCUUGCAGGUUCUUGCAAGUUAUAUAAAAUCCUGCAGGCAGCUCAACAAAAUGGGGACCCACAGUCUACUCCUGAGGGGAGGAGGACAGAACAUUAAUGCCCUUCCAUCUGUUCUUCUAGAGCUACUAAGUCAGUCCUGCCUCAUCCCGCAAAUGUCGUCCUAUCUUCGAAAUGAUUCCGUUCUUGAUAUGGCCAGACACGUUCCCCUCUACCGAGCUCUGCUGGAGUUGCUCCGUGCCAUUGCUUCCUGCACAUCCAUGGUGCCCCUGUUGUUGCCUCUCUCUACAGAAAAUGGUGAAGAAGAAGAGGAGCAAUCUGAGUCUCAAGCUUCAGUUGGAACAUUGUUAGCCAAAAUGAAGACAUGUGUGGAUACAUACACUAAUCGUUUGAGAUCUAAAAAGGAUAAAGCUAAAACAGGAGUAAAACCAGAUGCAUCUGAUCAAGAACCUGAAGGACUCACUCUUUUGGUACCAGAUAUUCAAAAAACUGCUGAAAUAGUUUAUGCAGCUACCACCAGUUUACGGCAAGCAAAUCAAGAAAAAAAGCUGGCCGAGUAUUCCAAGAAGGCUGCUGUAAAACCAAAACCUUUGUCAGUAUUAAGAUCACUUGAAGAAAAGUAUGUAGCUGUCAUGAAAAAGUUACAGUUUGAUACAUUUGAAAUGGUUUCUGAAGAUGAUGAUGGGAAAUUGGGUUUUAAAGUAAAUUAUCACUACAUGUCACAAGUGAAGAAUGCAAGUGAUGCAAAUAGUGCUGCAAGAGCUCGACGUCUUGCACAAGAAGCUGUGACACUUUCAACAUCAUUACCUCUUUCUUCAUCUUCCAGUGUCUUUGUACGCUGUGAUGAAGAACGGCUUGACAUCAUGAAGGUUCUAAUCACAGGCCCAGCAGAUACUCCUUAUGCAAAUGGCUGCUUUGAAUUUGAUGUCUAUUUUCCACAAGACUAUCCCAGUUCACCCCCACUUGUGAAUCUGGAGACAACUGGUGGCCAUAGUGUGCGAUUCAAUCCAAACCUUUACAAUGAUGGCAAGGUUUGUUUAAGCAUAUUAAAUACAUGGCAUGGAAGACCAGAAGAGAAAUGGAAUCCCCAGACAUCAAGCUUUUUACAAGUCUUGGUAUCUGUCCAAUCCCUUAUAUUAGUUGCUGAGCCAUAUUUUAAUGAACCAGGAUAUGAACGCUCUCGAGGCACUCCCAGUGGCACACAAAGUUCCCGUGAAUAUGAUGGAAAUAUACGACAAGCAACAGUCAAAUGGGCAAUGUUAGAACAAAUCAGAAACCCUUCACCGUGUUUUAAAGAGAUUAUACACCAAACAUUUUACUUGAAAAGAGUUGAGAUCACUCAGUGUGAGGAGUGGAUUGCAGAUAUACAACAGUACAGCAGUGACAAACGGGUAGGCAGGACCAUGUCCUCACCAUGCAGCAGCUUGAAGCGCCAUACUGCACAGCUUCGAGAAGAGCUCCUUAAACUCCCCUGUCCAGAUGGCUGACCAGAGGCUGAGGACUCCUCAGCAAUGUGCAGUGCUGCAGCGGGCUCCGAGGACUGCAUUGCAUGACCAGGUCACCCCGGCAGCAGUAAAGAGCUCCACAGUGACUUCCAGUUAUGAGCUGCACUGACAUGGGCUUUAUAGACACAGAGGCUUUGAAGCACAAGCCAAAUAUGUCAAUAUUUGUAUGUAAGAAGCUAAUAAUUAUGUCAUAGUAAUGGAACUGAAACUAUACUAUGCCCUUAAGGAUAUACAGUUUAAUUCAAGAUGAUCUUUUAUUUACCUGUACAAGAGUGUAAACUUUUUUGUGCUUUUAUUUUUCAAUUGUGAGAACCACUGAUUGGUAUGUUCAAAAAUUUGUGUAUACAAGAAAUGGAUAAAUCACUGCUAUAUAAGGGAAACUACCCUUAGGAAAGAAUGUUUUACUGAAUGUUUAUUAUUUUUUUUUUUACUUGUAGAGUGGAGGGCAGUUGUAACAAAGAAUAUAUAUUGGUCAUUCUUACAGCUAUUUAAAGUCACAACUUUUCACUGAAUUUGAUAGAUUCUAUGUUUGGCCAUACCUUAAUGCACACAAGUUUGAUUUCCGAAGACGUAUAUACUUCAAUAAAAGUUAAAUGGACAUA
Molecule: messenger RNA, 15146 nt
Organism: Dromiciops gliroides (monito del monte)
Lineage: Eukaryota; Metazoa; Chordata; Mammalia; Microbiotheria; Microbiotheriidae
Gene: BIRC6
Product: baculoviral IAP repeat containing 6
Biological process (GO): regulation of cytokinesis; negative regulation of apoptotic process; apoptotic process
Cellular component (GO): nucleus
Molecular function (GO): cysteine-type endopeptidase inhibitor activity; ubiquitin conjugating enzyme activity
Source: RefSeq, a predicted model, not a curated record